GAUAUUAUAUUGUCAAUGGAAGUAUUGCAACCCCGUUCAAAUCUAAAGAAGUUGUUCGUGUAUUAUUAUGGUGGUGUGAGGUUUGCGAGUUGGUUUUCUUCUCUCAUAAAUCUUGUUGAUCUCAGAUUGACUGGGUGUCAUAGAUGUCAACAUCUUCCACCCUUGGAUCAUUUCCCAUCCCUUAAGUCUCUUCAACUUGAAGGGUUUGAGAAAUUGAAGUACAUAUCAGACAAUACCAGCAGCAGUAAUAGUAUGAGUGAUGAGAUGAUGACGUCCCUGGAGUUCCUCAGGGUUGUAAAUUGCCCUGUUCUGAAGGGAUGGUGGAGGGCGCACACUCAUAACAGUGCUUCUUCUCCUUCAUCAACGGAAAAUCUGUCGUUGCCUUCUUUUCCCUGUCUUUCUACAUUUUGGAUCUGGGAUUGUCCUAAUCUAACUUCCAUGCCUCUAUAUCCAAAUGUGGAGACAAUAUCUCUCUAUAAGAGCAGCUGGAAGGUUGUUGAUUCCUUGUUUGGUAGAGGAGCAUCUGAUAUUACACAUGAUGUUGGUGUUGUUGUCUCUGCCUCUUCUUCUUCCGCUCAUCUCUCCAAAUUAACACAUCUGUCACUAGUUAAAAUUGAGGAUUUGGAAUGUAUAACGUCUCAAGGAAUGGGCAACGUCCCAUCACUCCAAUCGCUUUACAUUGCCAGUUGCCCAAAUUUGGCAUUACUACCAUAUCAUGGGAUGGGCAACCUCGCAUCCUUUCGGGAGCUUACAGUUAGAAAUUGCUCCAAUUUGACAUCAAUGUUAGAAGGGAUCGCCAAUCUUACAUCACUUCAGAAGCUUACAAUUGGAGAUUGCUCUAAUCUGACAUUACUGCCAGAAGUGGUCGUCAACCUCCCAUCACUCCAAUCGCUUACGAUUGGAUCUUUCCCAAAGUUGGUAUCACUACUGGAAGAAAUAAGCAAUCUCACGUCACUGCAGCACCUUGCAAGAAUUUUGCCCUAAUUUGGCAUCACUGCCAGAAGGGAUUCGUCGACUCCCCAACUUAAAUAGAUUGGAAAUUUCGUAUUGCGACAUGUUAAGCGAAAGAUGCAAGAAAGAAACAGGUGAGGAUUGGCCUAAGAUUGCUCACAUCCCAUCCAUUUCUAAUAUUUAUUAAGAUGACAUACCAUAUGGUCAAAGAUUUUAUCCACACUUUUGCUUUCUCGUUGAGCAACACUGAUUCCAAAGCAAAGAAGUGCUGAAACCAAGGACGGUUUAAGCGUUUAGAUGGAAUUGAAGCUACCAAGUAACCGGCCAGAUGACAAUUUUACUGAUUCAAAGAAGAAACAGAUGGGAUGAAGGAAUCGAAUAACCAUAGAGCUUUUGCUUAUACACGUGCCUCAUUUCUGCGAAUGCGAUAAACGAAGAACGGGUUUGAGUUUCCACCAUAAAAUUAACUGACACUAUAGGAAGUAGCCACCCAUGCAAGUUGGAUGGUCGCGUAUUUUAUACACAAUGUUCGUGUUGAGCUUCAACAGCGGAUCAAAUGUCUCAGUGUUGCAUGGAAGCGUGAGAGGACAUCUUAAACUCUGCAGCGGAUCAAAUGUACUCUUGCUCCGAGCAAACAAUUCAGACGAAAGUUGGCUACUUACUGGGUUUGGAAUGUGAAGGACUAAUAGAAGUCGUGUUUGUUAGUGCAAUUUCUGUCUGGUUUGAGAUGUGAAGGACUAAUGAGAUUGCUUUGGUGGGGAGUGUUUCCCCAUAACUGAUUUGUGAGUAAAAUAUUGAAUCUCUCGACGCCUGAUUAGUGAAAAGCCUUACUUUGAUAGCUCCUUCUGAUUUUUUUCAACAUACCACUAAGUCGAUUGUUUCAGAAUUUGAAUAUAUAGCUCACAAUAUGGUGCUCCCUGAUCUGAAGUUUUCAGGUUCUGUUGAAAUUUAUUUUCUUGAAAACUAACUAUUGAGUAAAGUGAUGAACAUCCAUGGGAUACAUUAUAAAUUAGGCUCUAAUGUGCUUCAAACUCCAUUGAACUUGGUUACUGGCUUUUCUUGAUCUUAACCAGGUGAUGCAUCGUUCUUAAACUCUCGAGAAGAAUCGCUGGGAGAUGAAGGUUUUGAUGUAUGCGUAGGGAAUGUGCGUGGAACACGAUGGAGUCAUGGACACACAUCUUUAUCAGAAGAGACAGAAAUGAUGCGCUGCAUAACCUCGACGACAAGCUCCAAAGUCUUUGUUGUUGGACAUUCACAGGGAACAAUCAUGUCUUUAGCUGCUCUCACCCAGCCGGACACAGCAGAACUGGUUGAAUCUGCCUGGUCUUUUCUGUCCAAUAUCAUACUUGGAGCAUAUCACUUCUAAAUUUGCACUUAGAAUGGUCAAGAUAUAUGUUGAUCAGGUUUUCCUUAUCUUCUUCAAAGUAUACCGCAUGAUUGGCUUCUCUAAUAGAAUUGAUGCAUCUGUUCGUCUUUUCAGAUGAUUCUUUUUACUCAAUGUUAUGAGCUUUAAGUGGUAGUAAUUUUGUUAUCUUCUGUACAUUAUGUGUGGUGAAUGGAGCAUCAACUUUUUGGAUUCAAUAUGUGAUGGCCAUGUUGACUACUCGGAGUGGUUGUAUAUGAUUUUGCUUUUAAUCGACGGGUUUAGGUCCCAUGUCCUCCCGUUGUAUGUUUUUCUUCUAGUAAUAUAAUAUGGGCGUGAGGGCCUAGCCCCCCAGCUUCGACUGGUUUCCAGCCCUCUUU
This is a messenger RNA of Malus domestica (apple), 2694 nucleotides long. RefSeq names its product putative disease resistance protein RGA1. Gene Ontology annotation, molecular function: ADP binding. Lineage: Eukaryota; Viridiplantae; Streptophyta; Magnoliopsida; Rosales; Rosaceae. The record is from RefSeq and is a predicted model, not a curated record. Gene Ontology annotation, biological process: defense response to fungus.